Messenger RNA from Cephus cinctus (wheat stem sawfly), 11785 nucleotides. Its product is annotated as homeotic protein female sterile. The coding region runs from base 2451 to 7559 and encodes 1702 amino acids. Gene Ontology annotation, biological process: chromatin remodeling; regulation of DNA-templated transcription. Gene Ontology annotation, cellular component: nucleus; chromatin. The record is from RefSeq and is a predicted model, not a curated record. The transcript is spliced from 25 exons. NCBI's taxonomy places the organism in Eukaryota, Metazoa, Arthropoda, Insecta, Hymenoptera, Cephidae.
UACGUCAUCAAAACACAAAAUGGCCGUUUAUGCGAGAGCUGCUGGUAGGCUUAUCGCAGUAGAGUGGUUUAUCGAGUUCAAUAACAGUGCGUACCAACUGCCUCUUAUAAAAUUUGUAGUUCCGUGAUUUAAAAAAUGGAUCUAUUGUGAAAAUUAUACUAAUGGGAGAAUAAUCAUAUAAUAUCAUCGCGUCUAACACUCGAUGACCGCCAUCUUUCUUCCUAAAUUGACGUGUUCACGAGCAGAUUGCGUGUGUACUAAUAAUGCUCAAAAGUGACGUGCUAUAUUAUUCUUGCUGUAAUAUUUAUUUAAAAAAUUAAUGCAAUCUGUAAUGGAACGUUCGUGAAUUUCGUGAUGUGGCCAGUGUGUAGUUUGAGUGCUGUUUUGACUCCAGAGUAUUGUCGUGUCAUCGGAAAAGAAUAUGGCUGUCCAAUGCAACGACAGCAACUUCUGCCGUUUAUCGAUACUAGCGAAUCUUGACAUAAGAAUUGACCAACAACAAAGUAAUACUAGACGAUAUAAAAUUUGAAAAAAAAUUACGGACAAACAAAAUUAUAUGUAUGACUGAUGCUUUUCUAAAUUAAUUGUUUUUGGUGUAUAAUGCCAGUGGUUUUGUGGUCGCCAUCUUAGCUGUCUAACGGAACUUGGCAUACGACGAUGGCGUGACAACGUAAAACGAUUAAAUACGAAUUAAAAAAUGGUUAGCCAAAAUGAGUUUCAUAAAUCGUAAUAUUAUUUUAAAUAUCACUUAUGAUAAUUUAUUAACGAAGUUACUGAUGCCCCGAGUAGUUAUGGAUUUUACUACAUCAUCGCAUAGUGCAUUGUGGGUAACGCCCGUAACGGCGGAAUGGAGGAAUCGGACUGCAGUUUGCGCGGCGAACACUCUAGACAUCUGAUCGUUUAUACGGAAUUGAAAUGUCGAUCCAGCAUGAUUGAAUUUUGCUUCAGUUACCAAACUUACAACAAUUAAACAAAGUGUGUACCUUACAGUUGUCGAUUGGAAUUUAACCAUAGACUGUUUUUCAUCCUCCAAUAAAAUAUGUUAUUUUAUUGUAAAUACAUUAAUCUAUUAUUUUGCAGCAGUAAAUCCAUUCCCUGUGUCUCUAACAAGGUUUCUACACUCUAUUCGUCGCUGUUUCAAUAUAAAUUUAUAAGUAUAUAUCAGACGCAAAGAAUAAACGACCGGAAAAAAAACGUUUCAACGUUAGUGAUACGAAUGUUAAUGGUGUCAGAUCGUCUACACGAACAAUAAAAAUUAAUAAAGAAAUUCUUUAUUCGACGAAAGAUCAACUGAAUGAAGAAGUAUGCAUGCUUCAAAUUUGGCGGUAAAAUUUUCGGGUGUGUUCGGGUUGCUUCGUACUGUGAAAGGUGAAUGGAGAAGGAGGUGGGGAAAACAAGGGGCGACAACGAAGAGGAACGGAGGAACGGGACCAUUCGGUACGUCGCGGAAGAAUGCGUAGCCAUUGUUGGUGCUGCGAUCGUUAGUUUCUAGAUCCGAGAUCGUCAUGGGCACGGAAAGCCAUCCGACACCGCGCAGCCAAAGGAAAAUGUCGAUGGACUGUAACGCUGAGCACUGAUACGGUGUUGAGGUGUAAGAAGGACAUUGAUAUUCGUAAUUGAGCGAGUGGUCGGGGGCCGCGUUCGUUCGUCGCGUAUGCGAACUAAGCGCUCGCGCUCGCGCGAGUGAGAGUGAGUGAGUGACACGGUGGGGCACUCGGCGGCGGCCAUAACACCGACCGACCAACCAAACUAGCGAGCAGGGAGAAAGCGUAGUGCGAGUGUUCGAGGCGUAGUGGUAGUGUUUUUGCUUGAAUUCUCGUGGAAAGUGGACCUCCAGUGAUCAGGUUCCCACGUGGCGGAGAGACUCCUACGUAAAACAUCCAAACUUCACUCCUUCACGAUUCCUGCUAGACUAGCGUUACUCACACGUUGUCCAAAUUUGCACCAAAACAUAAACUCAUGAUGAAUCGUUGGGAUUGACUGCAAUAAGACCGUACGGUUGCAGGAGAUACCUCGUGAAUGUUCACCUUGUGGGAUCGAAGGCUCUAGGCCACAAAGAGGUUUCCCUUGCCAAGCACGGAUUUUAUGACGUAGUCAGACAAUAUAAAUAUAUAUAUAAAAAACUCAAAAUCGCCAUCUGCAUGAUGCCUUUUGAUAAUAAUCACGUAGACAUAUGUUGCUAGAAUCGCGAGUCUUGGCUGGAGGCACGGCGAAUUGCAGCAGCAUACAAGGCUGACAUUCGAGCUACUACCGUUCGGUAGGCUUGAGUAGUGUUAUGCCACCUCGGCACCGAUCUCCCAGGUCGCAGCCCAGUCGUCUCGGCAAGCAAUUAGGGAGCUACAAUGCUCAGUUCAGAGUAUAUCCUUGCCAGCUCGGUUGUUGAUGAAGCCUCGUAGCGUCAAGCACCGACGUAAGGCAGUUACCUGCUGCGUAGCAUUUAUGUACCAUAUAUGUCGGAAAGAAGCGAAGCCAAGAUGCAGCAGGUGGAUACUAUCACGCAGAAUAACUCGUUAGAUGUGGAGGAGCGAGAAAGGCUGUGUAAUAUACCGAAGACGAGUGCACCUGGUAAGGCAUCGAGCACGCCAACUGUACCUGCGAGGGAGCCUCCUCCACGAGAAGAGCCACCCGUAGAGCCAGUGAACGGUGUUGUUCAACCACCGGUCGUUCCACCACCAACUCGGCCAGGCCGUGUAACCAAUCAGCUACAGUUCCUGCAAAAGGGCGUACUCAAACCAGUAUGGAAGCACCAAUUUUCCUGGCCCUUUCAGCAGCCCGUCGACGCGAAGAAACUCAAUUUGCCAGAUUACCACAAAAUCAUCAAACAGCCGAUGGACCUUGGUACAAUCAAGAAGCGCUUGGAGAACACCUAUUACUGGAGCGGCAGAGAAUGUAUCCAGGAUUUCAAUACCAUGUUCACCAAUUGCUACGUUUACAACAAACCAGGGGAGGAUGUAGUAGUGAUGGCUCAAGCUCUCGAGAAGCUGUUCCUGACGAAGGUUGCGCAAAUGCCGAAAGAGGAAGUGGAGCUGGAUCCGCCAGUGCCGAAAGGACCCAAAGGAAAGAAAAUGGCGGCAGGCAGACUUGCAGGUGCUACGGUAUCGGCAGGAGUCGUUGGUACGGCUGCGGCCGCUGCUGGGGCUGUAACGGGAGCUGCACCUGGUCCUGGAGUAGGGACUGUUGUUGCUGUAGCUAGCGGAGGCAGUACCGGUAGUACUGGCGUCAGUGCUGGCGGUCCUGGAAAUGCCGGACGUGGUCGCCCUUCCUCGGUAACCGCUGCCGUAAGCUCGAGCGUGCCGAACAGUUUAACCCCAUCGGCGACCUCGGCUGGAACGACGGGGGUCAUACCGAUGCCGCCUCUGGGAACUCAGGCGCCUGCUUCCGUACCGGGAAGCACGAACACAACCACAAUCGCACCUCCGUCAAGUAUCGGUGUAGCGCCGAUGGCCACACACAACUCCCUGCCACAGCAGGUGAUUCCUCCGGGUAGCGGAUAUCACGCGCAGCCCGCUAUGGAUCCUCAGGCUGCGUCCGCUGUGCCUCCUCCGCCCCAAGUUCCGACUGCACCCACCGUAAUGCCUCCUUCGCAGCCGGCCAAGCUCAAGAAAGGAGUGAAGAGAAAGGCUGAUACCACGACGCCCACCGCCAAUUCAUUCGAGCCGCUUUACCCUCCGCUCGACUCGAAGAAUGCCAAAAUACCUACGAGACGAGAAUCCGGCAGACAGAUAAAGAAGCCAACGAGGCAAGCGGAAGACGGCCUUGUGCCAUUUCACCAAGCCAACAUGCCCCUCAUCGGGGCCAUGGCUCAACAGCCUCAGCACCCAGGCGGCAAAUCGAAGGAGAAGCUGUCCGAAGCGCUAAAAUCCUGUAACGAAAUUCUCAAAGAGCUAUUCUCCAAAAAGCAUUCGGGUUACGCAUGGCCCUUCUACAAACCAGUGGACGCAGAGCUUCUCGGCCUUCACGAUUACCAUGACAUUAUCAAGAAGCCUAUGGACCUUGGAACUGUAAAGACGAAAAUGGACAGCCGCGAGUAUAAGACGGCUCUAGAAUUUGCGAGUGACGUCCGACUCAUAUUCACUAAUUGCUAUAAAUAUAAUCCCCCUGAUCACGACGUAGUUACAAUGGCAAGAAAGCUUCAAGAUGUCUUCGAAAUGAGGUACGCUAAGAUACCUGACGAGCCAAUGCUCGGACCGAAAGGUAGCAGUAGCAGUGGCAGCAGUUCUGGUUCCGAGAGUUCUUCCGAGAGUGACGACUCUGAGGAGGAACGCACUCAAAAAUUGGUUGCCCUGCAGCAAGAGUUGAAAGCUAUGCAGGAACAAAUGAGGAAGUUGGUCGAGGAAAGUGGGAAGAAAAAGAGUAAAAAGAAGAAACCGGACAAGGCGAAGCCAAAACCGAUGAGCAAUAAAAGUGCCGGUCUUGUCGGUAGUCACAGUGGUGCCAUGAAAGAGCUUAUGAAGCCAAGCGGCGGAAUUCCAAACGUGUCCGAUAGCGUUGUUGCUAGUAUAGCAAGCGUGGCGAUGGGUGCUGGUGAUCUCAAGAUGCCUGGAGGCAUGGGUGGAGAUCUUCAUCAUCCGGCAAUAGCGGUUGGUCCAAAUAAGGGUCAUCCGGCCUCCGGUAUGGGCCAUCACCUUCCUCCAGCUGCGAAUGCGAAACCGAAAGGCAAAGCUAAUCGCGGAAUUGGAAAAACUGCGGCCACCAAUGCGGCGAAUAAGAGGCCCAAGGCGAAUAGCAGGUCGGCUGGAAACAAAAAGAAAAAUACAAGUAGUCAGCCACCUCCUGUGACCUUCGAGUCGGAGGACGAGGACAAUGCCAAGCCCAUGUCCUACGACGAGAAGAGACAGCUUAGUUUGGAUAUCAACAAACUACCGGGUGAUAAAUUGGGUCGCGUUGUGCACAUUAUUCAAUCGCGCGAGCCCUCGCUCAGAGACUCCAACCCUGAUGAAAUCGAAAUUGAUUUCGAGACCCUGAAGCCAUCUACCCUUCGAGAGCUGGAAAGCUACGUAGCUUCGUGCCUCAGAAAAAAACCACACAAGAAAGUGAGCGGUAAGUCGAAAGACGAGCAGAUAGCGGAGAAGAAGCAGGAACUCGAGAAGAGAUUGCAAGAUGUGACGGGGCAGCUAGGCAACGUCAAGAAACCUGCUAAGAAAGAGGACAAUAGUAAAUCGGUCGACGUGGUGGGAACCGGAGGAGCGAGCGGACCGUCGCGGCUCUCAGCUUCAAGCAGUAGUAGCAGUGACAGUGACUCCAGCAGUAGUUCACUAUCGUCAAGCACCAGCGAUUCGAGUGACAGCGAAGCAGGGAACACUUCGAAUCGGCCGCCAAGAAAGAAAGCGAAGAAGACGGCGCCUAGCGGCGGAGGCGGUGGAGGCGGACCUGCAGGUAAUUCGAUCAUCACCGCCGCCACCGUCCCCGCGACCGCCAACAUCUCUACCUCGGGCUCGGCACUUAAUCACGCCGGUGCUGUUGUUUCACUCUUGAUGAACAAACAGACGACUCAGGUAGUCACGGGAUCCUUGUCGACGUUGGCGUCCGCGUCGGCUUCGACGCCCUCGUCGGUUACGUCUUCUAUUGGAUCCUCGACGGCGGCAGCGGUCGCGGCAGCAGCAGCGGCGGUAGCGGCGGCGGCGACGACAACGGCUACGGGAGUUAAUUCCUCUGGGGCUGGAUCGAAGCCGCCGAUUGUCACGCAACCUAACAAUAUACCUGGCGAUCAAGUUCUUCAAUCAGGAGGCAAUGGUGCAACCCAGUCGGUUGGGGCGACGGCAGUCACGAGUAACCAGCAAGGGUUAGCCAUACCACCGGUGGCAAGUCACACCUCGAUGCCGGCCCAGCCACCACGUCCCACGGCAAUGGCCACAGCUGUCCCUAUAAAAAAGCCUACACCACCACCAUCUUCGUCGCUUCCCCUUCCGACCUCACAUCAGCCUGCUGCCGCUGCGAUUAGCAUGUCUCAGCAGCCUCCGGCUAAUGUUCUACAGUCUCAGCAUACUCUACAGUCUCAAAAUCCAUCUCCGCAACAACCGCAGCAACCUCAGCAGCCACAGCAGCAACAUCAACAGCAACAGCCAUCCCAACAAACUUCUCAACAGCAAAUCACUUCCAACCCAGCUACUCCUUCGGUCUCUGUACCGACUCCACCUCCCAGUGUCACGCCAACGAAUACAAGUACUAUGGUGACCUCGCCCGUGGUGCAUCAAGGAACGCAACCACCAACUUCAGUUAAUUCAUUUCCAAAUGCAAACGCUCCUUCCGCUCCAACGGAUACAACUCCACUUAAUCAGCAGACGGCAGACCUUUUGCAGCCUUACAGUACGCUAGGAUCGAGCCUGCCCACCACGCAGACGUCGCUUGAGCAAACCCUCGCGAAUAUUAAGAAGGAGCCACAUAUCCCAAUGAUUCAGCCACCCCAUACAACAGCGAACAACUCGAAUUUGAACUUGCAUUCUGAGUUGAAGAAUCCUGUGAACAUGAUGACUAGCGGGAUGACCUCGAACCUGAAUUUGAGCAAUAUCAAUAUGGCCAAUCUAAAUAUGAAUCUGCAGCAAAGCUUGACCACACAUAUGCACACGUCCAUGCACAAUUCUCUUGAAAACAUGAUCAACACGACGUCACCACUUAGCAAUAUUCAGAAUACGCAUAACAUCAUGUCUCAGCAGCAUUCCAAUGGAUUCUCAAACGUAAAGCGGGAAAACUCUCCUCCAAAUAUGUUGAACAACAAUGGCGUCCCGGGAGGAAACAUGGGACUCAAUAUGAGUGGGAUGGGAAUGGGCUCGAUUUUCGAUCCUCUAAACAUGGUUACCAUACCCAUGCAACUUCCUCAGCUGCCCAUUAAGAAGGAGGAGAAGCCAUUGCCAAUGUCUCAGCCACAAAUUCCUCAGAAAUCCAUGGACGCGGGAGCUCUUUUUGCAGAAAUGAGUGCUCUAGGAAUGUCAUCGAUGGGCAAUCAUUCGAGUUCACAGCUCAUGGCCGAGGAGAAAUUGACACCGCCUGACUCGAAGAAUCCUGCAGCGAAUUUUGCCUCGGCUUUCAAGAACAAGCAGACCGUCGAGCAGAAUGUAAAGAAUGCAUCGUCGUGGUCAUCGUUAGCCCAAGCGUCGAGUCCCCAAUCAGCUGCCGGAAGUAGCAUGAAGAGUGCAGCACGAGAUUCGUUCCAAGCGUUCAAGAAACAGGCUAAAGAAAAGCAGGAUAGGCAAAGAGCCUUGAUGGAACAACAGGAGAUUCGACGGCAACAAAAAGAGCAGGCGGAACGCGAGAGGCUACGUCAAGAAAAUGAGAGGCGGCGUGAACGCGAAGAGGAGGAUGCUCUCGAGAAAGUGAGGAAAACCGUAGCGGAUCAACAGAGUGCAGUAAUGGUUGUCAGUGCCAGAUCCGAGGAAGCGAAAGCUACCACGGAUACGGACAGUAGCAGCCCCAGUCAAUCGUCGAGCCAGGACAAGGCGGCAGCCGAGAGAGAACGACAACGACUGCGCGAGCAGGAACGUAGGCGACGCGAAGUGAUGGCUAGCCGGAUUGACAUGAACAUGCAGAGCGAUUUGAUGGCUGCGUUCGAGGAAUCUUUGUAAUAUUACAAUUUGCUGCUCAUAAUAUUCCCACUGAAACCGGGCAGGACUUGGAAGAAUAAUGACGCUGGACGAUGCCAGAGAUCGUGUUAAUAUAUACAUAUACAUACUUCUAUAUACAUAAAUACAUAUAUAUACACACAUAUAUAUAUAUAUAUGUAUGUAUACACUUGGUGAUAAGUGAAAGAAAGAAAAGGAGGGAGAAGGCGUGGAUGAAGAGAAACGCUUGUGUAUUAGAUCAAGUAUGAAUGAACAAUUGUUGCAGUGGGGUUAGCGUGAGUUUGUUUGGGGAUGGUUGAAAAAAUAAAAACGGCUUGAUAAGGGGAGGGCGGGGGCAUUCCAAAAGGAAUAAUUCAAGACCUUUGUUGAGGGGUUGAAAGAAGGUGAAAGAGGAGGGUCACUGUGUAAUCGACGGACACCCAAGUGUGACCAUGUAAAUUAGAUAAAUACUUACGAGAUACUUCGAUAAUGCUACCGACUAUUGCGUUACAUUUUCCGGUUUUCAUAAGUUUGUACUUUAUGUAAAUUUGGAGAAAAGAAGAUUAUUGCAAAGGUUACAUGAGAUUUGCGUGCAAAGACGAAAGCGUGUGCUGCGUGAGAGAGUGCGGGGAGCGUAAAGUUGUGUACAUUUAGUUAAGUUUUAUAUUUUUCCACAUUCAGUCAUUGAUCGUUGCUAGGAUUGCGCAGAUUCAACUUCUACUAAUAAUAUACCUAUAAUUAUUAGCCAUUGUACUAAUAAUUUAAUUACAGAUCACAAAUGUUUUUUUUGUCCCUCGAUUAUGAGUAAAACCGUGUAUUUGUAAUCGCGUGGGAUAGGUAGGCUUGUUAAGUCAAUAACGUGAAAAUUUAUCUAGUGCGAUUAUUCGCCUAGACGAGAACUCCCGUCACUCGAGACAUAUGUACGUCAUGCUGCGAAUGACUGGCGGGAAUAAAAAAAAAAAAGGGAGAGAAGGAGAAAAAAUGGAGUAAAUAUAAAAUGUCACAGAUGAAGGUGAAGGGGUGAAACACUCAUUUAUUCAUUCACCAUAGAACAAUGUCGUCAAUUAUUAUGAGAAUAAUGCUAAGGUGAUAGCGUCAAGUAGUUUCGAUCUCUUAUCCAAUCAAGCAUCCGCGUUGUAUCGGAGCAAAUACCUUAUUCCUUGUGUACAGGCGUCGCGAUUAGAGAAUAAAGAAAGGAGAAAGUUAGUUAAGAUGAACCGUGAUGCUGAGAGGGAUUAGAGAUGAAAAGGCCCGCGCGAUAGCGUAUCAGCCUAUUCUAUCGAAUCGUAAUCAAUUUCACAUAUAGUCUGUUGAUACUGGAGAGGUUAUAAUGGAAAGUUGUCAGGAGUCAUGAGUAAUAAUGGAGGAUGACUGAUGAAAUUUAUUGAUUCGGCGAAUGGCGGACUUGGUAGAAUGAAUAAGGGGAUAUAUUAAAUAGAAUCGCACGGUGGACGCAGUGAGUGUCAACACUGGUUUAGUCGUCGGAAUGACGAAAACCGUGUACUCGAAGAUAACGUGAGAAUUGAUACGAGAAAAGUGAUUUUCUGGAACAUUGGUGGUGAAGGCUGUAGAGAUUGUGGGAAGAGAGUGGAUACAGCGAAUCACUACAAUCAUUGUAAAGAAGAUAUGGUACGCGAUAGAAUUUGAGUCCUGGAAAAAAUUCUUCGAAGAAGGCUUACGAGUAAGAUGAAAUAAAAUACAUUUAAAUCCAGAUGCAUCUUAGUAGAGACAACAAGGAUAAGUGUAGUAGUGGUAAUGGUUAAAUGCUGGAUACUGAUGGUUAUGGUAUUGGUGAUGAAGAUGAAGAUGAUGAUGGUGAUCGUGGUGAAUCCCUGAUAAUCCUAGAAGUCUUGGUGAAUAUGAUAAUUGAGAAGUUGGUGAGUAAUAGUAGUCAAAAGUUUGCACAUUAAAGAUGUGAAGGAUGAGAGUCAUGCGUUCCAGGUAGUCCUUCGACUAAGAGCUCCUUUGAUUGUUGAUAACAAUUUUAAUUGGCAAAAAAAGAAGUACAAAAACGAUAUUGAUAACUAAUUUAAAAGUUUUUGGAUUGGUUGCGUACUACUAUUAAUCUGAGCUAUCACACCGAUGAAAUUAAUUUUAAUACUAGUACUUGAAAUUAUAGAAAAUAUAAUAUUAGUGGCUUUAGCGAUAUAGUAUAUAUUCAAUAGUGAAAGUUAUUAUGUGAAUUAUAUAUUAUUAAAUUAUUUAAUUGAAUACAAUUUUAUUUUUUUAAGAGCUUCUCGAACCUGUAGUGUGUUUCUUUAAGUUCUAGUUCACAAACUUAUUCGCAGAGCCAACCCUUACAUUAUUCCUUUCUAAUUUCAAUCCUUCGCUCUGUCCCUUCUUUUUUUUUCUUAUACAUAUUUUCAUGUCGACAAGCAACCAAGAUUGUUUGCAAUGUAACCAUGCGCGUUAUUCAGUAAAUCUGUACAGUAAUAUACAUCAGCUAUAGUACAUACUAUUAAACACAGUAUGAUGAUGAUGAUGAUGAUGAUGACAAACAGUGAUGUCCAUAAUAGAUUGUUACAAGAGAAAGCCUAGCAGUAGCGGUUCAGUGGUUUUAAUAUGUUAGAAAAAAAAAAAAAUAAAUAAAUGAAAUAAAAUACAAAAAUUCGUAACGUUACAUUAAGAAGGGUAUAAGUAAAAGAAAAAAAAUAGAAAAAAAAUUACUAACAUUAAUUUUCUUCUAGUUUACAAAAGUGGUAACAGUCGCGGGAAUCCUAUAGCGUAAAAAGAAAGGAUCUGAUUUUUUAAUUCCUUUCGAUACGUCUUCUCUUUCGUAUCUACUUCAUUUUAUCAUUUUUCCCUCCAUCGUUAAGGCACUCGAUCACCAUUAUUCACUGUUAGGCUAUCAGCUUGUCUUUCAAAGCAAUGCCCUUAAUUUUUAAGCAGGUAAGACAGUUCAUGAAAGUUGUGACUCUCAUGGCACGUUUUCCUACCGUUACAAGUAUUUACGAAAACACGUAUCUAGCCAGCCAUUUAGCCAAAGAAUCCAGCAACCAUUCGUAUUCGAUUACUUGAAUUAUUUAUUUAAAAGAGACAGAAAGAUAGACGACGAGUACCACAUAGAGAGACACUUUUAAACUUCCCUUUUCAUUCAUUAGUAUAACAUAAUUUCGUAGCGUUAAAAUUUCCUUCUUUCCCUAAAGAUCAUGUUGAUUGCGAAUGAGAGAAAAGAAAUAAAAAAGCACUAACGAUCACAUCUAGAGAUACGAAAUCGAUAAGUUAUGUUGCGUAAUCUAGAAUUAAUAACUUCUGUGUACGUGAGUGUUAUUUCUGCGCGCGUGUGUUUGCGUGCGUGCGUGUUUUGCGUACAUGCUGGUCUCUUAAAAAGAAGCAGGGUGGUUGUAAAGACGAAGACCUUAAAAAUCUAUUCGUUAAGACAAAUAUGGUGUGAUGUACCCUCGUAAAAGUUAUUUCGGCGAGGAAGGCUAUGGAUAAUCGUUUAAAUGAUUGUAGGAGGCGUAUAUUAGACGUUAUGUUCGAUGACAAUUUUCUAAGGAGUGCGCUCCGUAAUUAAUAAUCACGCGAUGACCUCUUCGCGUAGCACUCUCACAUGCACUGGUCACAUGGACGAAUUUCAAGACAAUUAUUUAAUGAGAGAGAGAGAAAGCCCUUUCUAGGACGAUAUCCCUAAAGUUUCGCAAAAAGCUGCGUUAUGCGUUAUGGAUUAUGCGUUUUGCGAUUGCGAUGCUCCCCGAGCUCGACGCACUCUUUAGGCAGGAACCUUAAAUAGCGUGUGUUCAAAAGAGAGAAAGAGAGAGAGAGAGAGAGAGAGAGAGAGAGAGAGAGAGAGAGAGAGAGAGAGAGAGAGAACGUGUGCAUGUAACAGGACACAUCAUGUGUGCAUAUGCGUUAUUAGGUAUUAUUAUUGUAUAAUACGUGAUUUAGAAUUGUAAAUACGAAGGAGAAUCAUUGGCAGCAAUUAAAGAAAAAAAAAUGUAUGUAUAAAAUAUUAAUACAAUUCUAUGUGAUAAGGUUUGUAAGGACUAAGGAGGCCAAUAGACAGAUUGUGUAACCUACUAGAUCUCAACGUAAGUUAGACUAUAAAGAUGUAUUUCAUAAGUACCACCAAAAUCACUCUGCCGUAUCAAAAGUAAUUUUUAUAUAAGUUCCCACGGGCGCACAUCAUCUCCAAUGGCACACGAAUUUUAGCAGACUUACUAAUUGAUAGAGGAUUAAACUGGUUGUACAUAAAUAAUAAUACAAAUAAAUGGCUAAAAUAAAGAGAUGCUUGAUGUUGUUAAGUAAAA